Brassica napus (rape) is the source of this 2205-nucleotide messenger RNA. RefSeq names its product transcription factor MYB101-like. Lineage: Eukaryota; Viridiplantae; Streptophyta; Magnoliopsida; Brassicales; Brassicaceae. The transcript has 3 exons. The record is from RefSeq and is a predicted model, not a curated record. Bases 588 to 2009 code for a protein of 473 amino acids.
ACUUAAGUCACUAAAAAGUGUUUCUUUUUUGAAAAUCAUAUAGGAUUUUUCAGUAUUAAAUUGAAAAAUCUAUAUCGGAUUCGAAACUAAAUAAAAUUAUAAAUUUCUAAAUCUAUUAAGAUACAUACACAAACAUCUCUAAAAGUUGAUAGAUUUUUCUUUAAAAAAAACAUGUGGACUUCUCAUAGUUAUCACAAUAUCUCUAAUUGGUCUAAAUACAUACAAUUAUAUUUUCUUUCUCUCAACGCCUGUAAUUUCUUGAAUCCUCUCUGUCUUCUCUUGUGGAAAAGACCAAAGAGAUAGAAAGAGACAAAAGAACGCAUUAAUGUUUACAUAAAGCACGUAAUAACAACAAAUUAUUACGUAAUAAUUAAUAUAAAAUUUAAUCACUUCCAAAUAUAUACACCAAACACCCCCAAAAAGACAAUUCACCCUUUCUUUCUUUCUUUCUUUAUAUAUCUAAUUUUCAUAACACAUAAAAAUACUUAUAUAUACAAAUAUACACUCUUACAAACAUCGUAUACAUCAAGUAAUAGAGAAAACAAGUCCUCUUUUUCCUCCUUAGAGUUCCCGUCUUCCUUCCGAAUAUGGACGGUGGUGGAGAGACGUCGACAGCGGCGAAGGAGGCGAGAGGGCUGAAGAAAGGUCCAUGGACGACGACAGAGGAUGCGAUCUUGACGGAGUACGUGAGGAAACGCGGUGAAGGUAACUGGAACGCGGUGCAGAAGAACUCAGGCUUGCUCCGGUGUGGGAAAAGCUGCCGUCUACGGUGGGCGAACCAUCUCCGGCCAAAUCUAAGAAAAGGAUCCUUUAGUCCUGAUGAAGAGAAGAUCAUCAUCGAGCUUCACGCUAAGUUGGGUAACAAAUGGGCUCGUAUGGCUUCUCAGUUACCUGGAAGAACGGACAACGAGAUCAAGAACUAUUGGAACACGAGGACGAAGAGAAGACAACGAGCUGGUUUGCCUUUAUACCCUCACGAGAUUCAGCAUCGAGGGAUUGGUAAUGAUGAUGAGUUUGAGUUUAGUUCCUUUCAGUUCCCAAACCAAGACCAUCCUAAUCACCAAAAUCUGAUUCAAUACACUAAUUCCUCUAAUAAUUCAUCAUCCUCGUCUUCAUUCUCUUCAUCAUCUUCUCAACCUCCAAAAGAGCUGUGUUUAAAUCCCCUAAUCUCUACUAAUCCCGGCCUUAACCAGAUCCCCAAUAUGUUCUCUCCUUACAACAAUAGCUUUGAGAAUGACAAUAACCAGUUUGGUUUCUCUCUUCCUUUUUCCUCAUCCUCAUCGUCGAAUGAGUUAUGUAAUCCCGACCAACUUCUUGAACUCAUGUCAGAGAAUUUGGACACAAACGUUAUCAGUAAGAAAGACAUUGACGCUACGAGUCUUAUUAGAGAUCAUGAGACGAUACCGAGUUAUUUCUCUUUAGGACUAGACACUACCGUCCUAGAGCUUCCUUCAAACCAAACACCGACUCAAUCGUGCACUUCUAAUAUUAUGCUUGACAAUAAUGUCCAUCUUGAUUCACCUGCGGGGAACAGUGGAUUACUUGACGCCCUCUUGGAGGAAUCUCGAGCCUUGUCUCGCGGCGGAAUCUUCAGGGACGCUAGGGUUUCUUCGAGUGGUCUAUGUGAGGAUCAAGACAAGAGAGUGAAGAUGGAUUUUGAGAAUCGGUUGAUAGAUCAUCUAAGCUCUUCUCAUCAAUCAUCAUUUGAAUCAAACUCUAAUCUUUACGAGAAGCACAAUGACGCAACGAUGUUGAAGGCAACAGUGGAUGAUGAUGACGACGACAUGUUGAAGAGCCUUCUCAACAGUUUCCCUUCAACCACACCGUUACCUGAUUGGUACCAGACGACAGAGAUCCUAAAGGAGGCCUCACCGAGUGGAAUAUUGAUAGGACACCAUCAGGGUAAUAACAGGGUGGAGCCACACAAGCCACCACCUUCUUCCAAUGUAGAUCCUAUGGCCUCCUUAGGGUCAUCAUCCUACUGGGGAAACAUACCUAGAAUCUGCUAGUAUGAAGCCUCCCCAUGAGCAGAAUUAUUUAUUUAGUAUUGGAAAGAAGAAACAAAAAGAGCUAUUGUGAGCUUAAUCGUCUCUGGCUGUGAUAAAUCUUCUUUAUGUUGUUUAUUCUGUUUGGGAUGUGCUAAGAACUCUAUGUUAACAUGUUUUCAAGACACCAAAAAAAAGCAAAUGAGAAAUUCAAAUGAAA